Cladophialophora psammophila CBS 110553 is the source of this 375-nucleotide messenger RNA. RefSeq lists its product as uncharacterized. Lineage: Eukaryota; Fungi; Ascomycota; Eurotiomycetes; Chaetothyriales; Herpotrichiellaceae. The transcript has a single exon. Bases 1 to 375 code for a protein of 124 amino acids. The record is from RefSeq and is a predicted model, not a curated record.
AUGCCACGUAUGAUUCACCCUCUGCAUAUCAACGAGGACGAUCUUGAGAGAGGCCCGCUGAACUGCAUCUUCUUGUUGCAACCAUUCAACCUACUCCCGCUUGCUACCAAAGCAAUUAUUACCGUUCUCGGCGGACCGACGAGCGAUCUUUGGUCGGAAAAUGCAGCUCUUCGGAGGUGGACAGAAGAUUAUGGCCGACAAUUGGAGAGAUCGACACUACGUCGAAUCAAACAUGUCAACGCUAUUCCACAACAGCGGUUGCUAUUGAAGAAACGUGAGCCCCUGGUCUGGAAUAUGCCGGCCUACAAGAGCCAUUGUGAAGCCAUUGUGGAGGACUUCAGCAACUCUGCCUUGGACGCCGGCUGUGAGAUGUGA